Molecule: messenger RNA, 16781 nt
Organism: Cavia porcellus (domestic guinea pig)
Lineage: Eukaryota; Metazoa; Chordata; Mammalia; Rodentia; Caviidae
Gene: Frem2
Product: FRAS1 related extracellular matrix 2
Exons: 24
Coding region: 380-9895 (3171 amino acids)
Biological process (GO): anatomical structure morphogenesis; cell communication
Cellular component (GO): membrane
Source: RefSeq, a predicted model, not a curated record
UCUGCAGUUUCCCCGCCUUGCACCCAGGGAAUUGAUUGACAGAAAUCAUUAUCCAACCCUCGACGCGGGGCCUCCUCCCGGGACUGAUGAUUGGCCUCCUGGGAGGACUGGAGUAAGGGGGUGCAAGAGGAGAGGUCCGCGGACUUGGAAAGUGGGAGGGAAGGACGCGCUUCUCCGGGCGGUCCCGGCGGGCUGCGAGGGCUGCGCCUGGGACUUGGGCUGCAGCCUGGGCUGCGCUGCGCCACUCUCCCAUCCUUCUGGCCCAGUCCAGGCUUCGGGAGGACCCGGCAGCAGGCGUGCGGAGCUCCCGGAGCUUUCAGAAGCCUGCCUGGAACUGUGUGCUCUCGGUCUGACCUGCGGGAGCCUUAACACCCUGACCAUGCUAGCAGCCCGGACCCCGGGCGCUGCUACCCGAGCGCGCGGAACAGCUAACUCCACCAACUCUCAGCAGAUACCUGCGCCGCCACCCGGGCUGCUGCUGCUGCUCCUGUCUCUGGUAAGCCCCAUGUCUGCACAGCCCGCUGCCCCUGGCCGAGCACUGCUGUCUUCGGGUCUCGCGGGGGCUUCUGGGGUGCCUGCGGAAGAGACUAUUGAGCUAGCGAACCGCGGACUCCGGGUGCCCUUCGGGCGUGAGGUCUGGCUGGACCCGCUGCACGACCUAGUGUUGCAGGUGCAGCCCGGAGACCGCUGCUCAGUGACUGUGCUAGACAACGACGCGCUGGCCCAGCGGCCUGGCCGCCUGAGCCCCAAGCGCUUCCCGUGUGACUUCGGCCCCCGCGAGGUGCGCUACUCGCACCUGGGCGCGCGCAGCCCGUCGCGGGACCGCGUCCGGCUGCAGUUGCGCUAUGAUUCCCCCGGAGGGGCUGUAGUGCUACCUCUGGUCGUGGAGGUGGAAGUGCUUUUUACUCAGCUGGAGGUCGUGACUCGAAAUUUACCCCUGGUGGUGCAAGAACUGCUGGGGACCAGCAAUGCCCUGGACGCCAGGAGCUUGGAGUUCGCCUAUCAGCCCGACACGGAGGAGUGCCGCGUGGGCAUCCUGUCUGGCCUGAACGCGCUGCCUCGCUACGGAGAACUACUCCACUACCCGCAGGUUCCUGCGGGAGCCAGAAAGGAAAGCGCGCCCGAGCCCCUCCUGAUGGACUGCGGAGCUUUCCAGGAGUUGGGCGUGCGUUACCGCCACACAGCCCGCAGUCGCUCACCGAACAGGGACUGGAUACCUAUGGUGGUGGAGCUGCGUUCUCGAGGGGCUCCUGUGGGCAGCCCUGCUUUAAAACGCGAGCACUUCCAGGUGCUAGUGAGGAUCCGCGGAGGGGCAGAAAACACUGCGCCCAAGCCGAGUUUUGUGGCCAUGAUGAUGAUGGAAGUUGACCAGUUUGUACUGACUGCCCUGACUCCAGACAUGCUGGCUGCGGAGGAUGCGGAGUCUCCCCCAGACCUCUUGAUCUUCAACCUCACCUCUUCCUUCCAGCCGGGCCAGGGCUACUUGGUGAGCACCGAUGACCGCAGCCUGCCCCUCUCCUCCUUCACUCAGAGGGAUCUGCGCCUCCUGAAGAUUGCCUACCAGCCGCCCUUUGAAGACUCUGAUCAGGAGCGUCUCUUCCAGCUGGAACUAGAGGUCGUAGACCCAGAAGGAGCAGCCUCAGACCCUUUCACCUUCAUGAUAGUGGUGAAGCCCAUGAACACCUUGGCACCGGUGGUCACCCGGAACACUGGUCUGAUUCUCUAUGAGGGGCAGUCCCAGCCACUCACAAGUCCUGCAGGUAGUGGGCCACAAAACUUGGUCAUCAGUGAUGAAGAUGACCUGGAAGCAGUAAGACUGGAAGUGGUGGCUGGGCUCCGACAUGGACAUCUUGUCAUUCUGGGUGCUUCCAGGGGCAGCUCUGCUCCUAAGACCUUUACAGUGGCUGAGCUGGCAGCCGGCCAGGUUAUCUACCAGCACGAUGACAGAGAUGGUUCCCUGAGUGACAACCUUGUACUCCGCAUGGUGGAUGGAGGAAGCAGGCAUCAAGUGCAGUUUCUGUUCCCCAUAACCUUGGUCCCUGUGGAUGACCAGCCACCUGUUCUCAAUGCCAACACAGGGCUGACACUGGCAGAGGGCGAAACAGUGCCCAUCCCGCCCUCUGUUCUGAGUGCAACUGACAUAGAUUCAGAGGAUUCUCUGCUGCUUUUUGUGCUGGAGUCACCCUCUUCCACCUCAGGGCACUUGCUUCUCCGACAAACUCAUCCUCCCCGUGAGGAUCAGGAGCUGCUCAGGGGCCUUUGGAGGAAGCAGGGAGAAUAUUAUGAGCGAGAAGUGACAGAGUGGCAGCAGAAGGACAUAACAGAGGGAAGGCUGUUCUACAGGCACGCAGGGGCCCAUAGGCCUGGGCCAGUGACGGACCAGUUUACGUUUAGAGUCCAGGAUAACCAUGAUCCGCCUAACCAAUCUAGACUACAAAGGUUUGUGAUACGAAUUCACCCUGUAGAUCAUCUCCCUCCAGAGCUGGGCAGUGGCUGUCCCCUUCGGAUGGUGGUGCAGGAAUCUCAGCUCACACCACUGAAGAAAAAGUGGCUGCACUAUACUGACCUGGACACAGAUGAUCGAGAACUUCGGUAUACAGUGACCCAGCCCCCCAUGGACACAGAUGAAAACCACUCACCGGCCCUGCUGGGCACAUUGGUCCUCACUGACAACCCCUCAGUGGUGGUGACCCACUUUACCCAAGCCCAGAUCAAUCACCACAAAAUUGCUUACAGACCCCCAAGUCAAGAGCUGGGAGUGGCUGCGCGAGUGGCCCAGUUCCAGUUCCAGGUAGAGGACAGAGCUGGCAAUGUGGCUCCUGGUACUUUCACCCUUUACUUGCAGCCUGUGGACAACCAGCCACCUGAUAUUCUCAACACUGGUUUCACUAUUCAGGAGAAGGGCCACCACAUUCUGAGUGAAACUGAGUUGCAUGUGACCGAUGUGGACACUGAUGUGGCCCACAUCUCUUUCCGGCUUACAGAGGCACCCAAACAUGGCCACAUGCAAGUGUCUGGACAGGUGUUACCUGUAGGAGGGCUCUUCCACUUGGAGGACAUAAAACAGGGCCGAAUUUCUUAUGUUCAUAAUGGGGAUGGAUCCUUGGCUGAUAGCUGCUCCUUGGAGGUCAGUGAUAGACACCAUGUGGUACCCAUCACCCUCCGGGUGAAUGUUCGGCCAGUGGACCAUGUAGUGCCCAUGCUAAGCUUUCCUCCUGGUACUCUGGAGUCCUAUCUAGAUGUUUUAGAAAAUGGAGCUACUGAAAUCACUGCCAGUAUUAUUAAGGGGACCAGUGAGUACACUGAUGAUCUCAUGUUGACUUUUCUGUUGGAAGACCCGCCCUCAUAUGGGGAGAUCUUGGUCAAUGGAGCUCCUGCAGAGCAGUUCACCCAGAGAGACAUCUUGGAAGGCUCUGUUGUCUAUGCCCACACCAGUGGUGAGAUUGGCCUGUUGCCCAAGGCAGACUCUUUUAACCUGAGUCUGUCGGAUAUGUCUCAAGAAUGGAGAAUCAGUGGCAGUACUAUCCAGGGUGUAACUGUAUGGGUGACCAUCCUCCCUGUGGACAGUCAGUCUCCCAUAAUUUCUGUGAAUGAACAGUUCAUAGUUUUGGAAGGUGACAAGAGUGUUAUUACCUCCACACAUAUAAAUGCUGAAGACAUUGACUCUCUGAAUGAUGACAUCUUGUGCACAAUAAUUAUUCAGCCAACUUCGGGUUAUGUUGAAAACAUUUCCCCAGCUCCAGGCUCUGAGAAAUCAAGAGCAGGGAUUGCCAUAAGUGCCUUCUCUCUGAAAGAUCUCAGACAGAGUCACAUUAACUAUGUCCAGAGUGUCCAUAAAGGGGUGGAACCUGUAGAAGAUCGAUUUAUAUUUCAUUGUUCUGAUGGCAUUAACUUUUCAGAGAGACAGUUUUUCCCCAUUGUAAUCAUUCCUGUCAAUGAUGAACAGCCAGAAAUGUUUAUGAGAGAAUUUAUGGUGAUGGAGGGCAUGAGUCUGGUGAUCGAUACGCCCAUUCUCAAUGCUGCAGACGCUGACAUUCCCCCAGAUGAUUUAACUUUCACUAUUACCCAAUUUCCCACUCAUGGUCAUAUCAUGAGCCAGAUGAUAAAUGGCACUGUUUUGGUCGAAAGCUUCACCUUGGACCAGAUCAUAGAGAGUUUCAGCAUUAUUUAUGAGCAUGAUGACUCUGAGACUCAGGGAGACAGUUUUAUGAUUAAACUAACAGAUGGCAGGCAUUCUGUGGAAAAAAUGGUUGUCAUUAUGGUUAUUCCUGUUGAUGAUGAAACUCCCAGAAUGGCCAUCAAUAAUGGACUGGAAAUAGAAAUUGGGGAAACCAAAAUUAUCAGCAACAAAAUAUUAAUGGCAACUGAUUUAGACUCUGAUGACAAAUCAUUGGUUUAUGUUAUUCGUUUUGGGCCAGAACAUGGCUUAUUACAGAGACGAAAACUUACAGGUACCUUAGAAAAUAUCACACUGGGCAUGAAUUUUACCCAGGAUGAAGUGGACAGAAACUUAAUUCAGUAUGUUCAUCAUGGACAAGAGGGCAUCCGGGACUUAAUUAAAUUUGAUGUAACUGAUGGAAUAAAUCCCCUCAUAGAUCGUUACUUUUACGUAUCCAUUGGGAAUAUUGACGUUGUCUUCCCUGAUGUUAUAAGCAAGGGAGUGUCCUUGAAAGAAGGUGGGAAAGUCACUCUCACAACAGACCUACUAAGCACUAGUGACUUGAAUAGUCCUGAUGAAAAUUUAGUUUUUACAGUAACCAGGGCUCCCACCAGAGGUCAUUUAGAGUGCACAGAUCAAACUGGAGUGUCCAUCAUGUCUUUCACUCAGCUCCAACUUGCUGGCAACAAAAUCUACUACAUCCACACAGCAGAAGACGAGGUGAAAAUGGACAGUUUUGAGUUCCAAGUCACUGAUGGUCAUAACCCUGUUUUCCGGACAUUCCGCAUUUCUAUUAGUGAUGUGGACAACAAAAAGCCAGUGGUCACCAUCCAUAACUUGGUUGUCAGUGAAAGUGAAAGCAAGCUGAUCACUCCCUUUGAACUCACUGUGGAAGACAGAGAUACCCCUGACAGACUCCUAAAAUUCACUGUCACCCAGAUGCCAGUUCAUGGUCAUCUACUCUUCAACAAUACAAGACCUAUCUUGGCUUUUACCAAGCAAGACUUGAAUGAAAACUUAAUCAGCUACAAACACGAUGGCACAGAAUCCACUGAAGACAGCUUCUCCUUCACAGUGACAGAUGGCACUCACACAGAUUUCUAUGUUUUCCCUGAUACAGUAUUUGAAACAAGGAGACCUCAAAUGAUGAAGAUCCAAAUCUUAGCUGUUGAUAACAAUGCCCCUCAAAUUGCAGUGAAUAAAGGCGCCUCUACACUUCGCAUUCUGACCACUGGCCACCUGGGUUUCAUGAUCACAAACAAAAUACUGAAAGUGGAGGACAGAGACAGCCUACACUUUUCUCUUCGGUUUAUUGUGACAGAGGCCCCUCGCCAUGGGUAUCUUCUAAACCUGGGCAAAGGCAACCACAGCAUCACUCAGUUUACCCAAGCUGACAUUGAUGACAUGAAAAUAUGCUAUGUCUUAAGAGAGGGGGCCAAUGCCACAAGCGAUGUGUUCCAUUUUACAGUUGAAGAUGGUGGAGGCAACAAGUUAACCAACCAGCAUUUUCGUCUGAAUUGGGCAUGGAUCUCUUUUGAAAAGGAAUACUACCUGAUCAACGAAGACUCCAAAUUUCUAGAUAUCAUUCUUAAACGUAGAGGUUACUUGGGAGAAACUUCAUUUAUAAGUAUUGGCACACGAGACGGGACAGCCAAAAAAGACAAAGACUUCAAAGGCAAAGCUCAGAGGCAAGUGCAGUUCAACCCAGGCCAGACCAGAGCCACGUGGAGAGUGCGGAUCCUGAGUGACGGGGAGCACGAGCAAUCUGAGACCUUUCAAGUGGUUCUCUCCGAGCCGGUGCUGGCGGCCCUGGAGUUCCCCUCGGUGACCACCGUGGAGAUCAUCGACCCAGGGGACGAAUCAACUGUAUUCAUUCCCCAGUCUGAAUAUUCCAUUGAAGAAGAUGUGGGAGAGCUGUUUAUUCCCAUCAGAAGGAGUGGGGAUGUCAGCCAGGAGCUCAUGGUGAUCUGUUCCACACAGCAAGGAACAGCAACAGGAACGGUGCCAACUUCAGUGUUGUCUUACUCUGAUUAUAUAUCGAGGCCUGAGGACCACACCAGUAUUGUCCGCUUUGACAAAGGCGAGCGAGAGAGAAUGUGCAGGAUAGUUGUGAUUGACGACUCCUUGUAUGAAGAGGAAGAAACGUUCCAGGUCCUUCUGAGCAUGCCAAUGGGCGGGAGACUGGGCUUAGAGUUCCCAGGGGCUCAGGUUACCAUCCUACCUGACAAAGAUGAUGAACCCACCUUCUACUUUGGGGACGUGCAGUACUCGGUGGAUGAGAGCGCUGGCCACGUGGAGGUGCGGGUGUGGAGAGUGGGCACCGACCUCUCCAGGCCGUCCAGUGUCACGGUGAGAUCUCGGAAAACGGACCCUCCCUCUGCUGAUGCUGGAACAGAUUAUGUGGGAAUCAGUCGUAAUUUAGAUUUUGCACCCGGAGUCAACAUGCAGACUGUCCAUGUUACCAUCCUGGAUGACCUUGGACAACCAAUGCUGGAAGGAAUUGAGAAAUUUGAGCUGGUGCUUCGGAUGCCUAUGAAUGCUGCCCUCGGGGAGCCCAGCAAAGCCACAGUGUCCAUAAACGACUCUGUCUCUGAUUUGCCUAAGAUGCAAUUCAAAGAACGAGUGUACACUGGUAGUGAAAGUGAUGGGCAGAUAGCUGCGGUGAUCCACCGGAGUGGGGACGUCCAGUUCAGGUCCUCAGUGAGAUGCUACACACGGCAGGCAUCCGCGCAGGUGAUAAUGGACUUUGAAGAACGUCCGAACACUGACGUCUCAACCAUCACGUUCCUCCCUGGUGAGACUGAAAAGCCCUGUGUCCUUGAGCUGAUGGAUGACACGCUCUAUGAGGAGGUAGAGGAGCUCCGCCUGGUACUUGGCACUCCACAAAGCAACUCCCGCUUCGGGGCUGCAAUUGGUGAACAAAACGAAACUCUGAUAAGGAUCCAAGAUGAUGCUGACAAGACUGUAAUCAAAUUUGGAGAAACCAAAUUUAGUGUCACAGAACCCAAAGAGCCUGGAGAGACAGUGUUGGUAAAAAUUCCAGUGAUUCGCCAAGGAGACACUUCUCAAGUUUCCAUCGUGAGAGUCCACACAAAAGAUGGCUCAGCCACCUCUGGGGAGGACUAUCACCCAGUGUCAGAAGAAAUUGAGUUUAAGGAAGGAGAAACCCAGCACAUAGUUGAAAUCGAAGUAAUCUUCGAUGGGAUAAGAGAGAUGCGAGAGGCCUUCACUGUUCACCUAAAACCUGAUGAAAACAUGAUAGCAGAGACACAGGUGACCAAAGCCAUUGUGUAUAUAGAAGAGACGAGCAGCAUGGCAGAUGUCACCUUUCCUUCUGUUCCUCAAAUCAUGUCCUUGCUACUAUAUGAUGACACUUCCAGAGCUAAGGAGGGAGCCAGACCUGUGUCUGGCUAUCCUGUCAUCUGCAUCACAGCAUGCAACCCCAAGUAUUCAGACUACGACAAAACAGGCUCCAUUUGCGCAAGUGAGAAUAUCAAUGACACUCUGACCCACUACCGGUGGCUAAUCAGUGCUCCCGCAGGCCCUGAUGGAGUCACCAGCCCCAUGAGAGAGGUGGACUUCGACACGUUUUUUACCUCAUCCAAGAUGAUCACCUUAGACUCCAUCUACUUCCAGCCUGGCUCCCGGGUACAGUGCGCGGCCCGAGCUGUAAACACCAAUGGCAAUGAAGGCCUGGAGCUGAUGAGCCCGAUCAUCACCAUCGGCAGGGAGGAAGGUCUCUGUCAGCCACGCAUACCUGGGGUCGUGGGUGCCGAGCCAUUCUCAGCUAAAUUACGCUACACGGGCCCACAGGACCUGGAUUAUCCAAAUCUCGUCAAACUCACUGUCACCAUGCCACACAUAGAUGGCAUGCUUCCCGUCAUCUCGACCAGAGAGCUCUCCAACUUUGAGCUGACCCUCAGCCCCGACGGCACGAGGGUGGGCAACCACAAGUGCUCCAACCUGCUGGAUUACACGGAAGUGAAGACCCACCAUGGCUUCUUGACUGACGCUACAAAAAACCCAGAAGUCAUUGGAGAGACGUAUCCUUACCAGUACAGUGCACCUCUCCGAGGCUCCAACACCUUACGCUUCUACCGGAACCUGAACCUGGAGGCCUGUCUGUGGGAGUUUGUCAGCUACUAUGACAUGUCGGAGCUCCUGACCGACUGUGGAGGCACCAUUGGGACUGAUGGGCAGGUCCUAAACCUAGUGCAGUCCUACGUGACCCUGCGGGUUCCUUUGUAUGUUUCCUAUGUGUUCCAUUCCCCAGUUGGGGUAGGAGGCUGGCAGCAUUUCGACCUGAAGUCAGAGCUGCGGCUGACUUUUGUGUAUGACACUGCCAUCUUGUGGAAUGAUGGGAUUGGCAGCCCACCAGAAGCUGAACUCCAAGGGUCUCUCUACCCAACGAGCAUGCGCAUUGCGGAAGAGGGGCGCCUGGCCGUGAACUUUAAGACCCAGGCUCAGUUCCAUGGCCUGUUUGUGCUGUCUCAUCCUGCAUCCUUUACAAGCUCCAUGAUCAUGUCAGCUGACCAUCCAGGCCUGACUUUUUCUCUCCGUCUCAUAAGGAGUGAACCGACCUAUAACCAGCCCGUACAGCAGUGGAGCUUUGUGUCUGACUUUGCAGUACGUGACUACUCGGGAACUUACAAUGUAAAGCUGGUGCCAUGCACCACACCUUCCCAUCAGGAGUACCGCCUACCAGUGACCUGCAACCCAAGGGAGCCUGUCACCUUUGACCUUGACAUUCGAUUCCAACAGGUCAGUGAUCCAGUGGCAGCCGAGUUUAGCUUGAACACCCAGAUGUACCUGCUCUCCAAGAAGAGUCUCUGGCUGUCUGAUGGAUCCAUGGGAUUCGGGCAAGAGAGUGACAUUGCUUUUGCAGAAGGUGAUACAAUUUAUGGUCGUGUCAUGGUAGAUCCUGUCCAGAAUCUAGGUGACUCCUUCUACUGCAGCAUUGAGAAGGUGUUCCUUUGCACUGGAGCUGAUGGCUAUGUUCCCAAAUACAACCCAACAAACGCAGAGUACGGCUGCCUAGCUGACUCUCCUUCACUGCUGUAUAGGUUUAAAAUUGUGGAUAAAGCUCAGCCAGAGACACAAGCCACCAGUUUUGGAAAUGUCCUGUUCAAUGCCAAACUAGCAGCAGAUGACCCUGAAGCUGUUCUCCUGGUGAAUCAGCCUGGAUCUGAUGGAUUUAAAGUUGACUCAGCUCCGCUCUUUCAGGUUGCUCUGGGCCGGGAAUGGUAUAUACACACCAUUUAUACAGUAAGAUCAAAAGACAACACCAAUCGAGGCAUUGGCAAAAGAAGUGUGGAAUACCAGAACCAUGCCCUGGUACAGCACGGGAAGCCCCAGGAGACUUCGGAGGGUAGAAAGAAGAGGGAGAUCAGGAGUACGCCCCAACUUGCAUGGGAAAUCGGUGCUGAAAACAACCGAGGAACAAAUAUCCAGCACAUUGCCCUGGACCGAACCAGCAAGAGGCAGAACCCUCAAGGGCGAGUUCCUCCUGAUGGGGUCCUCCCGCGGGAGCUCAGUAGUGCCAGCUCGGAGCUCAGCCUGCUCACUGUCGGGGGUGGUGCUGCCCUGGGAUUGCUCGCCAUCUGCCUCACUGUCAUCACAGCAGUCAUGUGCAAGAGCAAGAAAAGUGCCAGAGAGAAGGCCACCCCCAAGGGCUCAGGCAGCAGCAAGCCCAUGAUGCCCUCACAGAUCCACUGUGGUGACAGCUCAGAGGUGUGACGGCCGCGGGUCGGAUUCAGCCUUCUCAGGUGCCUCAGAGCAAAGGAAAAGCAGAACCCCAGACACUUCUGAUCCGCAGCAGAAAACUGAGAACUUCUAUGAUGAAGCGGCUCAGAACCCAUCUGGGAUAAUAUAUUUCGAUUUUAAUUCUGUAAAGGACAAAUUUAGACCACACCUUUCAUCUUCCUCACAGAGCAUGUAUGCAGACCUACACAGACGGAGCCAUGGAUGGAAGGGAGCAUACUUUAUGCAUGGUCUCUGCACAGUGGAGAUGAACCUGCUCAAAGGUGCUAACAGAUGCUCUGGAGCUUGAGAGGAAUCUGUUGUUAUCAUGUUGUGUGGACUUUGAAGGUGCAAUUAUCACAUUGUUUAUUCAUUGUAUAAUCCAUGAUUACUAGAAAGGUUUUAGUUGGUAGUCUGGAAGACUGAUAAACACACACUGUUUAUUAUGACAAGUUUUCUAAUAGGUGAAGACAGCAUAGAAUUAUGACCAGGGCUAACUGAAACCACAAAUCAUCUUUUCCACUCUUUGGAAAAAGAAUGGAAAGAAAGAAAUGAACUCACUUGCUUGGAUUUGAAAUCUUUUCAUCCUCCUCAAAUCCUCAUUUCAUUUGCUAUUUAAUUUUAAAUUAAACCAAAGAAUAUGUUAAAUCUAGGGAAGAUUUUUUUAUGAAUAGAGCUCUUGCAUAGCAAUAUACCUUAUUGGUGCUCAACACUUGUGGGAAAUGAGAGAACAGGGGACAUUUUUACGACAAAGAAACAACACAGAUCCAGAUUCACUACAAGACAAUGUUCUGUAAGAACUGAUCCUAGAUAUUUGCAGUAUUGAACCCAUAAAUGAUAAUGAGAAUCAUCUUUACAGGCGGUGAAGGGAGAAGGUGCUAUUUAUUAAUAUAAUAUGUAUAACCAGAGUGACUAGUAUGCAUAUUUUAUAGAAUAAAAGAACAUUUUGACAGGUGAUAAAUGAGGUCAGCCCUCAGAGUGACACAGCCAGACAAAAAUGUCCAGAAUUUAAAUCAGCCAUAGGAUAUUUUAUUAGAUGUGUAAUCACAGCUGAUCAAAACAAUAGAAGUCUCUGCAAUGUCAUUCCAGAAAUAGUCUUCCAGGUGGCCAGCCUGUUGGUCAUAUUCUUGUUUAAUCUAACAAAAAAGCAUAAUUCUCUGGCAUCCCCUGUGCAGUGAGCUGGGUUGUGAGCUCCCUGUUACUCCCUAAACAUAAUUUGUUAACAGUGCUAGUCAUUCCCCUUACAAAACCAAAAAACUAGAGUGAGCUUCCUUAAAGAACCUCCCAUCGCCUUUCUGCACAAUUCCUUGUUUUAAAUCAAAUGGCAGAAAUUGUGGUCAAGAAGUAAAACUCUUCAGUAGUUUGGUGACUAGUCUUCCAAAUGCUACUGCAUAUAUGUCAAACAAAAAUAAGUUUGGGAGCAAAAGAGCGACAUCUAACGAUGAGCGUUUGAGAUGCUGCCUGGAAUUUCUUGCCCUUGCCAGUCAGUCUCUUAUCGGCUGGACGUCUUGGUAGAAGAGAGGUUUUUGGAAGGCAAAUGCCUUCUCAUGUAAACAGGAACAUUACAUUUGGCAUCAGUAAGCACCCGCUGGCUCUUGAUUGAGAAAAGGAAGCUAUACUGGUGCAGGAAGAGAAGUGACACAUGUCUAUUACUUGCCUCCCUUCUUUUAGGCCAAUCUGCACUUCACAUGGAGAGUCUUGGAAUGAGCAGGCUGUAGUAUCUUGUUGAGAAAUCUACAUGUAUCACUUACAUCUCAGAUUCCCCUCCAAGAAGUUAUAUAAACAGAAAGUACUGUACAGUCCAGGAGUUCAUUCAUCAAAAUAAGUAAUAGUAUUUGCUUAGUUAUCCUCCCUUUCUCUUGCUUUAUCCUCUGGCAGAUGCUGAACUACAUUUUUGGCUACCUCAUAAUUUGCAUAUGAAUUCACAUGAAUUAAGCAGCUUCAAAUUGUGCAUGAGUUUUUUCCUAUUAAACACUAAAUUCAGUUUAUGAAAACUUAAAGCAAGAAUUCUCAAUCAGUGUUCUGACACUUAAUAGUUAAACAGUUCACAGCCUGACUCUCUUCAGGUCUCUGUCAGUGAAUGUAGUGAUCAGGAAGGCAUCAUUACGACAGGUCUGUUUUGAACCCUUUUGACCAAGGUAGCUUUACCUCAAAUUUCACACUACAAUUUGUUGUCCUAAUGAGGUUAUCAUCUAUGGUGGAUAGCUUAUUAAAUAUAGAACAAGUCUAUCCUUUCCUAACAAAAAGAAAUUUCUCCUUCUCUGUCCAUCUGUUUUCUUUGUCUCCUUUCUCUUCUUCCCUGCAUCCUCUUGGAAAAAUAGAGGGUCUCUGGGAAAUAGGCAGACGUAGCUGUUGUAAGUAAAAAUUACUUGGAGUUUUGCUUCUUAGGACUCAGGAUUUAGCUGAGUGGCUCAAAUGCUUACCUGGUAAGCAUGAGGUUAUGAGUUAGAUCCCCAGUACCAAAAACAAAAACAAACAAACAAAAUACCUAUUUACUAAAUGCAUGAUUUAUCAUACAUUAAAACUCCUUUCUAUGGGAAAAAUGAGGUAAGAUGUUUUUUGUUAAAUAAAACAGAUCCUUAUUUUCAAUAUUUUAUUUUUAGAGAGCUGUUCUGGUAUUAUCAGAACAAAUGUAUAAAAUAACUUCUCCUAGAGAACAGGACAUAAACAGCAACAGCUCCUUAGUACUCAGUACCUCUUGGCCCCAAUCGAGAUCUUGCUGAUUAAAUAUAAAAUGAAAAUAACCAUUGCAUUCAUAUUUAUAUCUCCUAAGCACAUAAACCAUGAAGCAUUGAAAUGCACAAAGUGUAAUGAUGGUCUCAUUCCUGUCCAGUCCCUUAGUUGACAUUUACUGAAGGGUCACCUAAGAUUGACUAGCCAUUCUAAGAGAUUCCAUAGAAAGCAAGUACUUUCGCUGUCAUCGGUGAGAUCCUAAUCACCUGAGGCUUUCUCAGGACUGGCAUGUCAGGAUUUGCAUCAGCUCCUCCUCUGGACCAAAAACACAUCAUGCGCAUCUGGAAAAAAACAAUUUUAAAAUCUCUCCAGAGCACCACUAAUACAGGUCUGUCUCUUCCUGUACAAAAACCAUGUCUGUUAUAAACCGUUCUGAUCACAGAUCCUAUAACAAAACAUUUCCAGCCAUUAGUUUGUUGGAAUAGACCACACAGAGGAAAUACAUUGUGAUAACUGGGAAAUCCUGGCAUUUCCUUUUCCUCUCAGUGGAUGAUAGGAAUAAAGUGGAUUCCGCUUUAGUCUGAGUUGAAGGCAGUGUGUGAACUCUUCUUCCCUCAGCACGGUCAGCAUCUCCGGGAGCCCACUCUCUCCCUAGCAUCUUCAAUAUUUGAACAAUAGGAGUCAAUAUCAGUGAGAAUAUCACUGCUUAGCAUUGGUAACCAGAAGGGCCAGCAGCAGGCUCCGUAUGAAAGGAGUUAGAUCAGUACGCAGCAAAUGAGUAUUACCAAGUCAUCUGCCCUCGAAUUCUUUUCCAGGGGUACCAACUUUAAGGGCAAUGCAAAUAAUGAAAGCAGGCAUUAAAUUGCAGAAAGCCUUUCCCUAUACAUAUCAGUGCUAAAAGUUAAGCUAUUUCCGAGUUGAACAACGUGAAAGUAGCAAUGUUAGAAUUAAUAUAAUGACAUUUACAUUUUAAAAGUGGCAAAUUGUAUUUUGAAAACCUCUAGUAUGACCUGGAAACCAGUUCCAUCCUUUAAUAGUAAAAAGAAAGACUACUGUUAAAGAUGCAAAUAUUUUACAAGUUGAAACUUUCAUAAUUGUAUUAUUUCAAGAACAAGUUACAAUUUUUUAAAUUUUAAUUUUCUAUCCAUGAUAGCAAUGAUAAAAGUAAAAAAAAAAAAAGGCUUUACCAACUGUAUGCAAAGUGAAAAUUACUCAAAUGUUCAGUUAAUCUAACAUGCUAAGUCUGAGAAAUGUGUAAUUUGGGAGGAAGCUAUAAAUAAGUACUAUUUGCACACACAUGCAUGUACACAUAAAAAAUAAACAUAGCCUUGAAGACAUAACUGAAAUAAACCAUGUUAUAAUUUUUAAGGCCAACAGAGAGAUCAUUUGUGAAAAACCUACUAUCCUAAGAGUUUCUUUAACCUUUGUUCAAAGUUUAAUGUUUCCUUAGAUAUGUUCUUAGAAUUAAUCCUACGAUUGCAAUGACAAAAACUCUUGGGACAUAUUACCUGUAAUUUAAGGAUUCUCACUGGUUUGUCAUUUUUUCCCAUUUGACAUAUCCUUUCAUUUUAAGGAAUAAAGGACUUUGGGAUUUCAGUAACUUUUAUUUUUAUAAGAAAUAGAAUAUAUUUUCUUUUGCUUUCCACCAGAAAGACUAUAUGGGAUUUUUUUAGUUUGUUUUCUGGAAUCCCUUGCACCCAGUCCCAGUGAGAAGGGGAGGACCGAGGGCCAUUACCCUCAUUACACAGACAAGGACGUGGCUCAGGUGAGGAUGGGGUUCGCUCAGUGAACUCGAGCACUGAGCCAGGCCUGGCCCAUGCCUGCUCGCUAACACCGAUGGGUUGCAGGGUGGCAGGUUCAAACCCAGCCCAGGCAAUUCAACAAGACCCUGUCUCAAGAUAAAAAUAUGAAAGAGGACUUGAGUUCAAUCCCUAGUAUGGCAGAGCAAAAUGAAAUGAAAAAACAAAACAAAAACCACAAACGCUUAUUAUACAGAGUUUGGACCUAGGAUUCAGCUCAGCACUUGUUCACUGACUCACACGCCCACCCCAGCAGCACACACACACACACACACACACACACACACACACACACACACACGCACACAGGCAAAGAGGGAGAGAAACAGAGAAUUGGGACUGACUCGGAAACCUUGUGCUUUCCCAAUCAAAAUAUCAGUUCACAGUGGAGUGAGAUGUUUGGAGAAUCCAGCUGUGCCACAUUUACACCAGCUGCCUACCACGAAUGUGAUCCCAAGUGCUGCAAAGAGGACUAAUAAAGAAAAAAAGGAAAGAAAUUCAUUGGCCUGCUUUGGCACUUUGUGAGAAGCCUGGUCCUACCCUCAACACUCUGAACCCAUUUGGGUUUGUGCAACCUGGCCCACUGGGCCGUGGAGGCCUGGGAUGGCCUCAGGGAGAGGUUGGUGUGCUCCCCAGGCCAAAAUAGCUUCCUCCCUGCAGCCUGGCCCUUUUUACAAGCAGUGAGACUACCGUCUCAGCCUCCUGCCUGCUAGGAUCCCCUGAGGCACAGACCGUGGUCCCAGUGCUGGGCUCUGCAGAAUUUUGUUUGUUUGUUUAAUUUGCUAUGUGGUUCAAGUUGGCCUUGAACUCACUAUGUAGCCUAGCCUGGCCUCUAACUCAAGGUGACUCUUCUGCUUCAGCCUCCUAAGUGCUGAGCUUAUAAGCAUGUACCACCACUACUGGCCAGAAAUAUUUUAAAGAAGCAAAAAUUAACUCUCUUAAUUGUCUUAAACUCUCUUAAAAAUUGAUAAAAUAAAAUGUACUAACUCUUCUGAUUUAACUUUUUGAGAAAAAGUCAAAAUGCAAACGUUAAAUCAUUUUCCUAUCUUUCAAAUGCAUUUAAUUUCUUUCUCCUGAUAUCAAUACUGUGCAGUUUCUAAUAUUGUUUUACUAAAGAACAAUAAGAAGAAAAAACUACCCUAACAUCUACUGCUUCUUGUCUCUUUCUCUCUCUCUCUCUCUCUCUCUCUCUCUCUCUCUCUCUCUCUCUUUCUUUUGCCUAGUAUACUGUUUUUCUUUUUCUAUUAUUUAUUUCUCAUUCUUCUGGUUAAUCCUUCCCAUUACCACUUUGGCUAUAUAGUUAGCAUUCUCAUUCUUCUGAAAGCUGAGGACAUCCACACACAUUUGGAUAUAAAUGGCUUCUAUAUAAAAUGUCAAAGCUCUGGGAUAGAAGACAGUAAACUUCUUGUCAAAUAUCAAAAGCAUUAUAUUGAACAAUAACCUCACCUUGACUUUCCUCUCAGCAGAAGUUCAACCUUGACAUUUAAAAUGUAUAAAAUUGUAUAAGAGAAAAGGCCAAAGAUUAUAUACGUGAAGCUCUUUAGGGUGACUGAAUACUUUGCAAUGAAACCAGCAGCCAAGAAAACUGGUAUCAUGUCAACAGCAUUGACAUUUUAAAAUUGUAAUUAUUAAAUGCACAGCAUUCCUUUACUCUCAGCUGCGUGGUGUAUCACUGAUUACCUGAUCACUUGAACACUGAAGAUAAAAUUUCUGCUAUGGAUUUCUGUGUUUUCCAGUCUGAGUCAUUCUCUCACCUAAGAACUGUCAGUCUUAUGCUUUCAAGAGAAAAAAGGAAAUCAUGUAAAAUUUCAAAAAGUAAAAUAAAAAGAAUUAUAAUAAAAGUAAUUAAAAUAUAGAAAGGUAAUCAUUGUUAAGAACAAAAGACCAUUUCUGUAAGGGCCCAAAUCAAGCACAUUACAAAAAGGAGCACAAAGCAGUCUUUGCCUGUGACUUGGGGAAUUCAGGUUUUUGGCAAGACUUUUUGAAAGCCCAUUUGUGUAUUAAAGAAAACUUUAUCCUGGACAUGGAGCUGUGCAUUUUAUAAUUGCAUUAAGUGCUUCCUUCUUUCUCAAGUGCUCUUCAUAACACUUAGAAACUGUAGAUGUUUGUCUAGCCACGUAUCUAUGUGUAAUAGAAUUAUUUGCAGAACUUAAUAGCUUGUGCUAAUUUCUCAUGGAAAUUCUUCAAAAACAAACAGGUUCUAGUUUAUUUCAUGUGUUUCGCUAGGUAACUGCACAUUUUUUGAGGUAUUCAAGUUUAUUCCUGGCAACCUAAUUAUUAUGAAUAAUUUGGAAUCAUUUAGCCUUAAAUCCAUGUCUGAAAGAAUGGUUGCUAGCACUUGUUUAAUAACUACUGUUUUUUUCUUCAAAGUAUAUUACAUGUUUAAUAUAAAUAAAACCUAUAUAAAUGUA